Mobula hypostoma (lesser devil ray) is the source of this 2709-nucleotide messenger RNA. It is a transcript of the gene tchp, whose product is annotated as trichoplein, keratin filament binding. The coding region runs from base 142 to 1641 and encodes 499 amino acids. The transcript has 13 exons. Lineage: Eukaryota; Metazoa; Chordata; Chondrichthyes; Myliobatiformes; Myliobatidae. Gene Ontology annotation, biological process: apoptotic process. The record is from RefSeq and is a predicted model, not a curated record. Gene Ontology annotation, cellular component: keratin filament.
UGCGGAAGUGGCUCUUGGUUGCUAUGAGCUACGCGGCCGGCGCGGAGCAAACGGUUGCAUUUAACGGAGGUAGAAGGCUACAAGUUAAACUAAAGGUCGUUUGUGUUUUGGAGGCCGUGUUCAGGACCCUGGGUUACGCGGAUGGCUUUACCCACAAUCCCAUCCAGAUGGAGCACCAGGAGUCGAGGGCUGGAACAGCAAAUUGUUCGCCAGCGGGAGCAGGAGGAACGCCUUCGCAUGCAGUGGGACCUGCAUCAUCGAUACUUCAAAAUGCACGAUGUCCGGAGCAGUAAACAGGCGCAGUGGAGCUCAAGGCAAUCUUACCAGCAAAGUAUGACAGCAUACCACAGAAAUCGUCAGCAGGAGGAAAAACUGCGUAACCUAGAGCAACGACGGCGAAAGCUGCAGAGCUUGCUGCAAGAGGAGCAGCAUCUGUUAGAAGCAGAGCUCCGGCAGCUAAAGGUGGAUUCGGCUCCUCUCAUACAGGAGGCAAAAAAGAAGACUGAGGAAUUGAAAUCGGCUCGUGAAGAACAUCGAAGAAAGGUUGCUGAAGAGUUGUUAUACGAGCACUGGAAGAAGAACAAUACUGAACUCCGACAACUCCAGUCAGAUUUGCACAAGACACAUGUGACAAACAGCUGGCAUUCGCAGGUCACAGAAAAACGACAGCAAGAAGAGGCAGAGUUAGAGGAGAAGAAGAGACUGGAGAACGAAUAUGAAAUUUCACGAAAGCAGGCCCUAGAGCGAAUAAAGCAGGAAGAGGAGAGAAGAAAACAGGAAGACCUGAAGCAAGCAGAGAUUCUGCAACAGCAGAUGGAAGAGCUGCGUUUACGGGAGGUUGAGGCAAAGAAACUCAGGCUGGAACAGGAGAAAUUAUUGAAACAGCAAUGGGAGUUGGAGGAGCUGGAGGAGCAAAGGAAACAAUUAGAACAACGGCGAAAGAAAUCUGAGUUGGGCCGGAUACUGAACCGACAAUACAAGACCCAGAUGAGGAGGCGAGCUCAGCAAAUUCAGGAAGAAUUGGAGAUGGAUCGCCAACUUCUUGCAUCACUCAUUGAAAAAGAAGAGGUAGACCAAAAACUGCAGUCGGCGAGGAGAGAACGAGCUAUAGCUGAUGCAGCCUGGAUGAAAAAAGUCAUCGAGGAGCAGCUCCAGUUGGAACGGGAGCGGGAGGCAGAAUUGGACACCAUCUUUAGGGAGGAGGCCCAACGUAUGUGGGAAAAACGAGAGGAGGAGUGGGAGAGGGAAAGGCAAGCAAGAAUGCGUUUAAUGCAAGAGGUACUUGUAGGCCGUCAGCAGCAAGUCCUGGAGCGAAUUGAGCUGAAUCGACACGCUCAGGAAGAAUCACUGCAGCUUCGGGAGAGACUUAUUCAGGAAUUAGAGGAAGUAAAGGAAAUGGCAAAGCGUAAGAAAGAGGAAGAGGAGGAAGUAAAAACAGCCCGUAAACAGGAGCUGGAAGCUCAGGUUGAAGAGCGAAGGAGGAAGGCGUUGGAAGAGUUGCAACGACAACAGGAAGAGGAGAAUGAGGAAAGGCUGGCAGAGAGGGAGAAUGAAGAGUUGCUUCAACGUGAAGCUGAGCUGAUGAGACGACAGGGGUAUGAGCCCAAGACUUGGCACCGGCCACGAAUAGCCUGGACGUAAUAUAAAAACUGGGAGGUUCAAAAGUGGCUGUAAGGUGUGACUCUUCCCUUGGAAUGGAUUCACUGAGUGGAGCAAAUGCUCUCACUGGCCCCUUGCCAGAACAGGGGGCCAAGUCUUCAACUCCCCUUUAGUCCUGCACUUACUGAAGAAGAAACAUCAAUCAACCUGUGGAACAAGAAAUUUAGUCCAAAUUUCAUAUGAAGCCAACGAACUGAUAUAAAUCUGUAAGGAAGACACCUUCUCUAUAAAUUGGUGCCUGUGAUUAGUAUACAGUCCUCCACAGGUCCCAACCAGUUUUCAUUGCUUGGAAAAUUAUAUCGUCACUCAGAUGAGUGUUUGUGAGUGGCUGGUGCACUAAAUCCAUAUUGUACAUGUGUGGAUCAAAAAGUAAUCCUGAAGCCACAUCUAUGUUUAGUGGAGCUUCACAUCCAUGGAUUCUGUUCCCAUAAUCAUCCUUUUUAGGAUUAGGGUCUACUUGCAUUUACUCACGUUCUGUGGUAUUUGGGUUAACUAAUGUGGCCAAUGGUGAAACUACAGAAUCUACCAGAGAAAGAGCAGAAGGUGUCUGAUGGGUUGGGUGGUCUGUGAGUGUUGGAUCUCCUUCACCAUUUCUGCAGGGGCUUUGUACUCCUCCCAAGUAUUGCUUCUCCACUUUAAACAGACUGGGUCAGUGAUUCCCAGGGACUGUCGGGGUUGUUUCUCAAGGAGGCUUUGAGCACAUCCUGCUCCUGCCUUGUGAUCUCUUUCUGUGACAGAGUUUGGAGUAGUGUUUGUUUCAGGGAUCCUGUGUCAGGCAUCUGAGUGACCUGUUCAACACUAUGGUGUAUAAUACAAAUGUAAGAGAAACAUCUAUUCAUCUACAAGCCCCUUAAUGAUAGAUGAGCAAUAAAUAUCGUUUAAUGUAUUCUAAAGCAAGGAGAUGUACCAGUUCUUGAUUUUAGUGCUUUGAUGAAAUAGGAGAAGGAGAAAGUUUUAAUAUGUCAGGCCUCGCUCAAGAGUUGGGAAAUAAGAACACAAAAUUCUCGCUCCCCUCCCCCCCCCCCACCGCGAGGGUGGAGGAGCAAAACC